AUGGGUGCAAUUAUAGGUAACUCAAAUACUCCUUAAGGAGAUACACCAAAUCCUAGUCCUGGAGAAAACCUUUCCCCUUAAAAAAACCCUUCCUCUUAAAUUGAUUUAAAUCAAUAUUUAAUCGAAGUUAGCGAGUGGGAUAAAAGAAAAAUAAUAAUUGAGAAAAAUGGCUCAGGUAUAAGCUAGAAUAAUGGUUAAGGAAAUGCUUAAGAAUAACAACAAUAAUAAUAACAAUAAUAGUAAUAAUUAUAAUAGUAAUAAUUGUAAUAAUAAUAAUAAUAACAAUAACAACAAUAAUAACAACAACAACAAUAAUAACAAUAACAAUAAUAACAAUAAUAUUAAUUGCAAUAAGAAAUAAAAAACUAAUAAAUAAAAGAUUAAGAGAAAAUAGACUAGGAAAUAAAAGAUUAAUAAAUAAAAGACUAAUAAUAAAAAGAAUAAGAAAUAAAAGACUAAUAAAUAAAAGAAUAGUAAAUAUAAGAAGAAUAAAAAAAAGAAGAAGAAGAAAAAUGUUUUAAAACAAAGAUAGAAGGAACAGCACCCAUUUUUAACUUUUUCCAGCCAUAAAAUAUCUUAGAUAAGUUGCCUUAAUAAUUUAAAUAAAUUUAUGAUAUGUAUGAAAAAUAUCAACCUCCUGAUGAAAAAAUUCAGUUUGACCCAGAAAUGCCUUUAUAUCCCCUAGAUGAGGAAGGCUUUUAUUAAGGAAGAAUGGUUGAUCAUAAGAAAUAAGGAUUUGGCUACUAUUUAACAUAAAAUGAAUUUUAUGAAGGAUAUUUCUAGGAUGAUGAAAGAAAAGGUUGGGGGAGAGUGAUAAAUUAUUAAGGAUAUUUGAGUGGAUUAUGGGACAAUGGAUGCUUAUAAAAGGAAAUGGAUGUAAAAUAAAAGAAUUAUUCGUAUAAAGGUUAAUGUAAAAAUUCAGCUCCUCAUGGAUAUGGAAGACUAGAAAAACCAGAAUUUAUUUAUGAAGGUAAUUUUGAGGAGGGUAAAAAGUAAGGAAAGGGCACUCAAGAACUAAAAAUUUCAAACGAAAAAUAUGAAGGUGAAUUUUUUGAGGAUAAAUAUCAUGGAAAAGGAACCUAUUAUUAUUAAAAUGGUAAACGAUAUACCGGAAACUUUAAAAAUAAUAAACCUGAUGGUAAAGGAGAGAUGUUUUGGCCACCACCAGAAGAAAGAUAUUAUAAAGGCGAUUUUGUCAAUGCUCAGAGGGAAGGAAAAGGAUAUUUUAGAAAUUCUGAUAAUUCAGAAUACGAAGGAGAUUGGAAAAAUGAUAAAUAAAAUGGUUUUGGAAAAUAUACCAGUAGUGGUUAAAUCGAAAUAUUUGGAAAAUGGAAAGAUGGAACUUUUUUAGAGGAUGAAUAACAAUGA
Paramecium tetraurelia is the source of this 1368-nucleotide messenger RNA. RefSeq lists its product as uncharacterized. The transcript is spliced from 4 exons. The record is from RefSeq and is a predicted model, not a curated record. Gene Ontology annotation, cellular component: cytosol. Lineage: Eukaryota; Ciliophora; Oligohymenophorea; Peniculida; Parameciidae.